GUAAAGUUGAGGUGGAUGUGUUCGGGCUGUGCUGGAAAGACUCCUGGAUGAGCCUGAAGCCUCCAAAGUAUCUGUUCCUGAAGGCCAAAGAGAGGAAAACCAAAACCCCGGGAUUCACCACCAUAGAGCUGACUAACAGCAGGGAGUUCAAAGCGAAGGUCUUGGAGUCAGAGCCAGAACACGCUGCUGCUCCUGAGGACGAUGAAUGGAGGCUCUCCUGGAAGCAGGUGAAGAGUCCUGUCCAGUUGGAAUGCUCUGAGGAGAAACAAUUCCAAUGGGAGAUUUUGUUUGAAAGGAAACCGGUUUGCAAAGCUGAGAUAUUAGUUUACAUUCUUCCUGUCUGGGCUGGCACAUGGAAGUUCAUAAACUUUCCCUUCAGACAGGAGAAAAAAAAGUGGGAUUGUAUCUGGCCAAGUUACCAAGAAACCCUCAGUGACAAGAUUGACCAAGUACAACAACUAGAGGAACAGGAGGAGCCCAUAGACUGGGAGGAGUCAUGGAAAAUGUCAGAGGUAGAAAUUGAACCAAUAGACAUGACCGAAGAAGAGACCCCGACUACAAGCCCCAGCACUGAAACCACAUUGAUGACGAGGAUUCAUGACGUGUUCCUGCCUGACUGGAGCGGCUCCUGGCUGCUCGGUGCAGCUCCUGUGGGGGAAGAAGAAGAACAUCACAAGAACUGGAACUCCUGCUGGGGAUACAGUCAGCAGAUCAGGUGGUGCAGGGCUUCACUACAGUCCCAACAGCGACACAGCGCCAGGCUGACCAGGAGACGCACAGCCACUAACACCCUGCUCACAUCACAGCUGGACCAAGAGCUGACGGACAGCACAGAGUGGACACACGCCUGGAGGAGUCCUAAGAGAUGGAGAGAACCAGAAGAGGAAGAACUGGAGGAGACGCAGGAGGAGGGGGAAGAGGAGGAAGAGGAGGAGGCAGGAGAGGUGGAGGAGGAAGAGGAGAUCAUGGAUGAUACAGAGGAGGUAGAGGAGGAAGAGGAGGAGGAAGGAGUAGAUGAGGAUGAGGAGAAGGAAGAUGUGGAUGAAAAUCAGGUCAAAGAAGAAGACAAGAAGAAGGAACACAGAGAAAUCAACAAGGAGGAUGAAGAGGAUAAGGAGGAAGAUGAAGGAGUAGAUGAGGAGGAGGAAGAAAAAGAGGAUGAUGGAGAAUUCAACAACGAGGAGGACAAAGAGGAGGAGGAUAACGACAUGAACAAAACCCAAGAGGAAUACUUAUGUGAGGAAGAGGAGGAAGAGGAGGAAGAGGAGGACAAAGGUGAGGACAAGGACAAGGAAAGUGAAGAAGAAGAUGAAGAGGGGGAGCAUAAAGAAGAAAAGAAGGACAAGAGAACGAAUGAAAAAGAAGAGGAUGAUGAAGAUGUGGAUGAAGAGGACAAAGACAAAGAAGUACUAAAGGAAGAGGAUGAAGAGGAGCAGGACAAAGAGGAAAAGAAAGAAAUCAUGGGCAGGGAUAAUGAAGUGCCUAAGGAGGAGGAAGAGGAGGGAGAGGAGGAAGAGGAGGGAGAGGAGGAAGAGGAGGGAGAACAUCAGGACAGGGACAAACAAGUUGCUGAGGAAGAGGAGAAUGAGAACAUAAAGCAACAUGGUGAGGAUGAUGAAGAGGAGGACAAAGAAUCAGAUGAGGAGGAGAAAGAGGAAGAAGGAGACAUGAAGGACAAGGAAGACAACUUAGAGGAGGAGGAGGGGGAGGAGGAAGAGGAGGAGAAAUACAAGAUGGAUGAAGAAUGGGAGGAGGAUGAAGGAGAACAUCUGGAAAAAGGUGGAGACAAGAACAAAGAGGAGACAGAUGUAGAGGAGGAAGAGGAGGAGGGAAAGGAAGAGGAGGAUGAAAAGGAAGAGGAAGAGGAGGGUGAGGAGGAGGAGGAUACAGAAGAAAAAGACAAGAAAGAUGAAGAAAAGGAGGAUGAGGAGGAUGAAGCAGAACAUCUGGACCAAGCUGGAGACAAGAACAAAGAGGAGACAGAUUUAGAGGAGGAAGACGAGGAGGAAGAAGACUUGGAAGAGGAGGAUGAAGUGAAAAAGGAAGAAGCAGAGGAAGAGGAGGAUGAAAAAGAUGUGGAAGAGGAGGAAGAGGAGGAAGGGUUAGAAAAAGAGCAAAAAGAAAAAGAAGUUAGGAAAGAGGAGGAACAGGAGGACAAAGAAGAAGACGAGGAGGAGGAAAAUGAAGAAGGAGAUGAAGAGGAGGAUAGUGUAGAUAGAGGUGAGGAAAUUGAAGACGGAGAAAAGGAAGAAGAGGACAAAGAAGAUGAAGAGGACAAAGAAGAUGAAGAGGACAAAGAGGUGGAGGAUGAAGAGGACAAAGAGUUCCACAAACUCAACACCUCCUUCUCCUCCUGGAAGCACUCGUGGAUGGUGGCCUUCCCCCACCGAUCGGGAGAUGCAGAGGAGGAGGAGGAGGAGGAGGAAGAUGGGGAGAUGGAAGAGCUGCAGGCUUGGAAAGAGUCGUGGAUGAUUUGUCGCUGGAAGAAGCCGGAAGAGGACACGGUGGUGUGUUUCUCCACCCAGCACCGCACCCAGAGACACAGGGGACUGCAUGGAGGGGAGGGGGGGCCCAGCAGAGAGUGGGCUCUGAGCUGGAAGAUGGCCGACACUGCAGACCAGGAUGAGCCACCAGAUGGAGACACAGUGAAGCUCCUGCAGCUUUGUGGAGCGCUUCACAUGUUCUGUGACUCCUUAUGUGACAGUGAAGCUUUACAGCAUGAAACAUACCAGACUCUGGCUCCACAGGGAAAUGAGUAA
Trematomus bernacchii (emerald rockcod) is the source of this 2759-nucleotide messenger RNA. RefSeq names its product spore wall protein 2-like. Lineage: Eukaryota; Metazoa; Chordata; Actinopteri; Perciformes; Nototheniidae. The coding region runs from base 48 to 2759 and encodes 903 amino acids. The transcript is spliced from 6 exons. The record is from RefSeq and is a predicted model, not a curated record.